This is a messenger RNA of Pseudopodoces humilis (Tibetan ground-tit), 2072 nucleotides long. The record is from RefSeq and is a predicted model, not a curated record. Lineage: Eukaryota; Metazoa; Chordata; Aves; Passeriformes; Paridae.
CCCUUUUCCCUCCCCGCCUCCUCUCCCCCUGUGCCGCGGGACCCCCUGGGGACGGCAGCCCCGCGGAGUCCGGCCCUUCCCUCGGGGAGGCCUUUCCGGGCAUCUGGAGCGCCCGGCGAUGGAGCCGAGGGAUUGUCCCACGGCCGCCGUGUGCCAGGGAGGAGGCGCCUGCCGCCCUUCCCCUUUCUGCUGCCUGUGAGCAGGGCCCGCGGCGAGACGGGCGAGGAGCUUCCUCGGAGGCGGGGGCAGCGCGUUACGGCCUGGCAUCGCUGUGUCCGGGUGACUGGGAGCUCCCGGGCGGUAAAUCAUCGGUGGGCAGGGCAGGAAUUGGUUUUAGGAGCGUUGUUUUGAAGAAUGUCUGGAAGUUUCUACUUCGUGAUAGUUGGUCAUCAUGAUAAUCCCAUAUUUGAAAUGGAAUUUCUGCCUCCUGGAAAAGUAGAGUCGAAGGAUGAUCAUCGCCAUCUCAACCAGUUCAUUGCCCAUGCUGCUCUUGACCUCGUAGAUGAGAACAUGUGGCUUUCUAACAACAUGUAUUUGAAGACUGUGGACAAGUUUAAUGAAUGGUUUGUUUCUGCUUUUGUCACAGCUGGACAUAUGAGAUUUAUAAUGCUUCAUGAUGUAAGGCAAGAAGAUGGCAUUAAGAACUUCUUUACUGAUGUAUAUGAGCUGUAUAUAAAGUUUGCAAUGAAUCCAUUUUAUGAACUCAAUACUCCUAUUCGAUCCACUGCCUUUGAAAGGAAAGUCCAGUUCCUUGGGAAGAAACACCUUUUAAGCUGAAUAAAUAAGUUUUCUGAGUGAGUGCUUUUUCCCUGCUUUCCUGAUUGAACUGUCGCCUGUAUGUUUUAUAUUCAUCUUCUGAAGACUAACUGGAUGCUGAAGUAGCUUUCUCUUUUGCCAAUAUAGAUAAGGACACCCAAGCUUCUCUGGUUAAGAAUGUGUAUCUCAAGAAGUUUUCUUUUAUGUGGUAUGAAAACCAAGUUUUAAACUGUCAGAGGCUACAGAGGUACAAAAGAAGAAACUGAGACAUUAUGUGUUGAUGCAUAUGCAAAGUGUAAGCCUCUGACAGAGGGUGGGAGGAAAUCAGACCUAAAUGCAAAAGAUGUCGCCAGUCAUCUGGUUUAAUAUGAGCAAAAGGGAAUUCUUGACUGUUUGGCCUAAGUGCUUAAUCUUAUAAACUUUCCUACUUGUAUUCCUUCAAUAGAGAACUCACUCUGCAGACCAACCAGAUUAACAUUAUACUUUGUAGUAGUAAAUCAAGCUUCUAUUUAUUUAUAUGUAAUUGUAUGUAUACGAAGUGCUCAAUAAAAAUUGGAUAGAUUAGAAAAGCUGUCUCCAGUACUUCCAAGAAAUUUUGAGGAAAACCCCUAAAGUUUAAAAGUGUAUAUUUUCAAAUUUUUGAUAUAUUUAGUGCAAUACACGUUUAGCUGCAGUGUUGCACCAAUGAAUGAAGCAGACCAGAGCAUCCAGAUCUGCCCUGACAUUAAUUCUAAUUCACACAUGAAAAAACCCAAACUAAAUUUACGUGUUUAAAUCCACGGGUUUUUCCCAUUAUUUCUGCAACUGCUGAAACUUUAAUUUUGUAACUAAAUUUAGAGGAGGAUUUUUGAAUUAUGAAACUGUGUUUGUUAAGGUUUCAGAAAGACAUUAUUUGGCCUGUCUGGCUCCUAUUCCACUGUAAAAUGUUUAGGAACCAUUUUGCAAAACUUAACAUCAUUCCAAACUAGUAAGUUUUAAACAGAUCAUUUGGCAUAUAUGUACCUAAUACUUUGCUUGGGUUUAGUCUUAAGUAUUCUGUUCCUUUUUGCAGCAAAUCUGUAUAAGCUAUCUUCUUGUACUUUUUUGAACAUGUCUGAAAAGUAAUUUCCAAAGGAAGUGGCAUGCUGUUCUAAGAAGUAUUUUGCAUAGUCUGUAUAAUUAAGGGGACCACAUGUGUAUGUGCUAUAAAUGUAUAGUCAGUCAUUAUUUCUGCACUUACUACUAAGCUAUCACUGUAAAAUGUUCCACAAGAAAAAAGAACGUGAUAAAGAGGUUGCAAUAUUUACCUUAAAUAAAAGAUGGAAUGAUGUAGUAUG